Messenger RNA from Acomys russatus (golden spiny mouse), 2129 nucleotides. It is a transcript of the gene Tent5c, whose product is annotated as terminal nucleotidyltransferase 5C. Gene Ontology annotation, molecular function: RNA binding; poly(A) RNA polymerase activity. Bases 163 to 1338 code for a protein of 391 amino acids. The record is from RefSeq and is a predicted model, not a curated record. The transcript has 2 exons. Gene Ontology annotation, biological process: mRNA stabilization. NCBI's taxonomy places the organism in Eukaryota, Metazoa, Chordata, Mammalia, Rodentia, Muridae.
GUUAAGAUCGGAGGGGGCGGCGGCGGGACCGCUCACUCGCCGCAGCUGUCUAGGGGCCGUAGUCACAGCGCCGCUCCUGCUGGGGGCUGCUCUCGCCAAUUAACUGCCCUGCCACCUCCUUUUCCAGAGCCCAGCUCCCCCUGGCCAGAACAUCCCCCCAGGAUGGCAGAGGAGGGCAGCAGUGCCAAGGACUCUGAGUCCUUCAGCGUGCUCAACUGGGAUCAGGUUAGCCGGCUGCAUGAGGUCCUGACCGAGGUCGUCCCGGUCCAUGGGCGAGGCAACUUUCCCACCUUGGAGAUAACCCUGAAGGACAUCGUCCAGACUGUCCGUAGCCGGCUGGAGGAGGCGGGCAUCAAAGUGCAGGACGUCCGGCUGAACGGCUCUGCAGCCGGCCACGUUUUGGUCAAAGACAAUGGCUUGGGUUGCAAAGAUCUGGAUCUGAUCUUUCACGUGGCUCUUCCCACGGAGGCAGAAUUCCAGCUGGUGAGAGAUGUUGUCCUGUGCUCUCUUCUGAACUUCCUGCCGGAGGGCGUGAAUAAGCUCAGGAUCAGCCCGGUCACCCUGAAGGAGGCCUACGUUCAGAAGCUGGUCAAGGUUUGCACCGAUGCUGACCGCUGGAGCCUCAUCUCCCUCUCCAACAAGAACGGGAGGAACGUGGAGCUCAAGUUCGUUGACUCCAUCCGGCGUGAGUUCGAGUUUAGUGUCGACUCCUUCCAGAUCGUCCUGGACUCCUUGCUCUUCUUCUACGACUGCUCUGGCAAUCCCAUCUCUGAGCAUUUCCACCCCACCGUGAUUGGGGAGAGCGUGUAUGGGGAUUUUGAGGAGGCCUUUGAGCAUCUCCAGAACAGGCUGAUUGCCACCAAGAACCCCGAAGAGAUCCGAGGCGGGGGUCUUCUGAAAUACAGCAACCUUCUUGUGCGGGACUUCAGGCCUGCGGACCAGGAGGAGAUCAAGACUCUGGAGCGUUACAUGUGCUCCAGGUUUUUCAUCGACUUCCCGGACAUCCUGGAACAGCAGAGGAAGCUGGAGACCUACCUUCAAAACCACUUUGGUGAAGAAGAGAGAAGCAAGUAUGACUACCUCAUGAUCCUGCGCCGGGUAGUGAACGAGAGCACCGUGUGUCUCAUGGGGCACGAACGCAGACAGACCCUGAACCUCAUCUCCCUCCUGGCCUUGCGUGUGCUGGCGGAACAGAACAUCAUUCCCAGCGCCACCAACGUCACUUGUUACUACCAGCCAGCUCCUUACGUCAGCGAUGGCAACUUCAACAACUAUUACAUUGCCCAUCCUCCCGUUACCUACAGCCAGCCUUAUCCUACAUGGCUGCCCUGUAACUAACCUUAGGACCGGAGGCUUUCCACAGUGGGAACCCACUUAGGGCAGGGGCUCUCAGGUAGGAGAGCCUCCUCCUAGAUGUAGGUGUUUGGCUUUUCAAGGGGGAACUCAGCUCUGGGUGUGCUUGUCUUUGCUGUACCCACCGGGAUAGGUCCACGGAAGACCGUGAGCUAACCCUACAAGGACCCUAUUACAGUGUCAUUCCGGAACAUGCAACAGGAAGCGUGACUUCUCCACAUCCUUCUAAGAUGCUCGCUAGCACGUCACUACCUGGACGUUAGCACAUGGGGAUUGGAACUCUGCACAGUCUCUGAGAUUGGGAGCGUUGGGCAGCAUAUGAGAAGUGUUAAAGGCUUUCCUCUCAGCAGGCCUGCAGGCUAUCUUAUUCAGGAUUCCCAGCAGUUCCGUGAAAGCUGUGCAACUGUGUCCAUUUUAGUCAGCUCCCAAACUGAUAAACAUGAGGGUGCUUUUUGUGACUGGAUUUUUUCACUCACGGGACUAAGUUGUGCAUUGCCUAGUCCCUGUCAGCAGAGCUGAGAAUUUCAUUCAUCAAUAAACCAAAGCCAAUAGCUGGAGACUCGAGAUCUGGUUGGAAGUGGUUUAUGGUAUAUGCUGUGCUUUGUCAAGAAAUUAUGAGAUAUUGUGGAGAGAGAGAGAGAAAAAAAAAAGAUGAUCUUUUCUUGAAAUGUAACUUGAAAACAAUAAAAUGUGGAACAUAAUGUUAAAGUAGAAUUGUGGUGGUGGCGGGCGGGGUGACGAUUGUCGAUAGGAAACACAAAUGUUUUGUCUUGUUU